AUGUUCAGACAAGUGAUGGCAGAAGUGACAGAACAGGUGACCACAAGCGAGACACCGAUGGAUACGCCUAUGGAUGACACCGAAGAGGGAGAGAUCUUAGAGGACGGAGAGAUUGCCGACGAGGACGAGGACACCGCUCCGGCCGCAGACAGUGCCGGACCAGACUCGCAGUCCAAAAGGUCUGACCACAAGAGCUCGUCCGGUGAUAAUGAGAAGGAAAACAAUAGAGAAAAAGAUAACAAUAGAGACCGAGACUCACGAAGACGUGACAACAAGAGUGAGGAUAAGAAUAGAGAUAAUAAAGACAAAGAUAGGGACAGAAGAGGGGAUAGGGAUCGAGAGAAAGACAGACGACAUGACAGACAGAGUGACCGCACAGACAGGUCUUCCAGAGAGCGCAAGAGCUCUGAAUCGGACAGAGAUAGGGAAAGGGAUCGCAAGACCGGCGCCAAUGCAGCCAAUGAUGAAGAACGCCGGCGACGGGAAAGGGAUCGCAAGAGACGACAUUCCGAUGAGGGAGACAGAGAUGAGCGCCUGAAAGGACAGGGAGACGACAAACGGAAGCGAAGGGACGGCAACUGGAACUCCGAAUUCAAUAAUGAGUCCAAUAAUAACCCGACAAUCAAUCGAAACCCUUUCGAUGACUACGAGCGCCGGCCGUUCGACGACUUUGACUUCCGUCAACCGCCAAACCCUCAGCAGCAGCCCUUCCCUCCCAACGCGGGCCCACCCGCUCAUCACAACAACAACAACGACGAAGACUUUGACUUCGAUGAGGAGGAUUGGGACGAAAUGCUGGCCAUUAUGGGACAGUCGGCUGCGGCGGCCAACCGUCCCAUCGAUAACAUGGAGAAGCGAAAUAUGAUGCGAGCGAUGGCCGAAAUGGUUCGCCGGAAUCUGGACUCGGAUAAGGGUCGGCGACUGCGAGACAUGAGAGACAAGCGCCGGGCGGGUGCGGGCAAUGACCGACAGCCCGGUCCCACCGGCACGCGGGCGCCCAACCGUCCCGAUCGACCGGAACGCCAGUCGACGUACAAACAAAUCUGCAAAUUCUUUCUGGAGGGGAAGUGCCAUAAGGGGCCCGACUGUCCCUAUUCUCACGAAGCACUGCCGCCCAAGAAGAAAGAGUUGUGUAAAUUCUAUUUGCAGGGCUUCUGCGGCAAAGGGGAGGGCUGUCUGUUUAUGCACCGGGAGUUUCCCUGCAAGUUCUUCCACACGAACGUCGAGUGCUAUUCGGGCGACAACUGUAGGUUCAGUCACCAGCCGCUCACCGAAGAGACGCGAGAGAUACUGAGGAACUACUUGGACUCCGGCCAACUGCCCGAUGACCCCAAACCCGACCGCCAUAAGCGCCACAACGACAGCGCCGGCAGACGCAACGCUCACCAUAACGACACCAAAGCCAGUGAUAAGGGCGCCGACAAAGGCUCGCAAAACCAAACCAAUAGUCAGACAAACAGUGAGACAAACGCAGACAAUAAGGAGAGUCCCGGCGGCGACCAGUCGUCCGCCAACACUACUUACGCGCCGCUCAAACCGGUGCCCAAACGACACGCCCUGUUAGGCGACCCCACGAACGACAUGAAGAGCUCGCACUUCACGUGGCAGUGGCAGCAGGAGAUGAAGGAACUGGAGGUCGCAUAUGUGGGCAAUAAGCGGAACCUAUUCUGCAUCGAAAAGGAGUUCGCGAUGAGUGCGAAGCCGGCGACGCCUCGCAUGGAGGACGACGAGGACGAGAUCGAGGAGCAGAUCCGCAACUACUAUAAGGACACAAUGCCUGAC
Molecule: messenger RNA, 1782 nt
Organism: Oppiella nova
Lineage: Eukaryota; Metazoa; Arthropoda; Arachnida; Sarcoptiformes; Oppiidae
Source: the annotation of a GenBank genome assembly